ACUCCUGCGGGAGGGCAUGUGAAUCGUGGAGCUCCCAGCUCUUCUGCUCCUGUUUCCACCAGCUCCCUCCCUGAGGGGCUCAGCAGGCCAUGAUACAAGCUGAAGCAGAAGGGUGACAACAAAUAUAACGAGAUCUUGGAGGCAUCUGAGGUUUAAUGAGGACUUUCCAGCAUUCCAGACCGCUGCCCUGCAAUGAAGCUCUGAGUCACGGUCCUUGAGUCUAAGGAGUUGGCAACAGUGUGGAACCCCAGGACAGCCAACCUGACAAACCUUCACUCCGAGCAGAAUCCCAAAAUGAUUCUGGCCUGAAAUCAGAGCAAGCCUACAGAAAAACUUGCUCCUUAAUGGAAACAGGAAAGGAGAGAAGGGUUUGCAACAAAUUGCAACAGAGUUUCCACCAUUCCAAAGAGCCCACCUUCCUUAUCAAACAGGCCAUUCUACGUGAUGACUCCCGUUCUAGCCUUUUGCCGGACACAGAGCAUGUUAGUCUUGCUAGAAAAAUAAGGAUAGGACCUCAGAAAACGAGACCCGGAACGGUGAUGCUCUCAAAACAGUCCAGUAGGAGAAUUAUGUCAGGAAGUCAGCCCAGCCCCCCCGUGAUCCCCUCCCGCAGGCCUGGAUUCCGGGUGUGCUAUAUCUGUGGCCGAGAAUUUGGGUCCCAGUCAAUUGCCAUUCAUGAACCCCAGUGCUUGGAGAAGUGGCGGGUUGAAAACAGCAAGUUGCCCAAGCGCCUGAGGAGGCCAGAACCCUCCAAGCCACAGCCUCUCGGGGGCAGUGGGUCCUCCAAUCUGCAGGCAGUGAACGAGGCAGCGCUCCAGAGUUCCCGGUCUCAGCUGCUGCCCUGCGAUGCCUGUGGCCGCACGUUCUUACCAGAUCGGCUACCUGUUCACCAGAGAAGCUGCAAGCCCAAGGGCGAAGGGCCCAGAGCACCAACCCCCAACAGUUCUGACGGUUGUACUGGUCCCAGGAAGGCUGCUGGGGGCAUCCCAGCCCGACCAAAGACUCUCAUCUGCUACAUUUGUGGUAGGGAGUUUGGCACUCUGUCCCUUCCCAUUCAUGAGCCCAAAUGCCUGGAAAAGUGGAAAAUAGAAAAUGACCGGCUCCCCAGGGAGCUCCGCCGACCACUCCCACAGAGGCCUCAGCCACUUCCCACUGGACAGUCCAACCAAGAGGGGCCAAGUCAACCUCAGCAGGAGCCCUGUCCAAACUGCGGCCGGACCUUUGCCCCAGACCGCCUUCUGGUACACCAGAGAAGCUGUAAAGCUCAACCUCGUGGGCCAAAAAUUCAGAAUUUGACCUUAGGGAGUAAAGGUGACCUAAAAGAGUCCACUAAUUCCAAGCAGCAAAGGAACAUGGCAGCACCCAUGGUGACUGAUAAGCCAACAAUGAUAAGGCGUCCACCAACAGUUAUCUGCUACAUUUGUGGUCGUGAAUAUGGAACAAAAUCUAUUGCCAUCCAUGAACCACAAUGUCUGAAAAAGUGGCAUAAUGAAAACAACUUGUUACCUAAAGAGUUAAGGAGAUCAGAACCUAAAAAACCAGAAGUCAGGACCAUUACAGGCUUCUAUGAUCUCGAUGCCUUAAAUGAAGCUGCUUGGACCAGCGCCCUGAGCCAGCUGGUUCCCUGUAAUAUUUGUGGGCGUACCUUCCUGCCAGACAGACUGAUUGUUCACCAACGAUCCUGUAAACCAAAAGCCGCCAAGUAAAGCCCUCUCCCAGCACAAGUGUCACAGGACUAAGAUCCUUUUGAGAGAGAUUGGGGUAAUGGAGGGAAGGAGGAAGAGGCGGUAAGGAGAGGAAACAAGAAACCCUGGAAAGCGCUCAAGGUUGUCUAGCGCGGGAAGCCAGCUCAGGGGUCCGCUGGCACGAGCCUGGCCAUGACCGUGACGUGGUAGGCCGACGCUCUGCCUACCCCCCCACCCCCCCCCCCGACCCCGAACAGCUGUGCGCAUGUGCGCAGACACACGGGUAGGGGGCGGAGCGUCACACUCCGUCGGGCAGAAUUACAAGUGGGUUGCACCUCCUCAGGGCUGGCAUUUUUGUCUCCAGGAAAUUUCAGAGCCAACAGUUGCUGUUUUUCUUCCUUUCUCUUUUCCUGAGCAAGAUUUUUGGAAUUUCACAAUUAGGCCUAUUAUUAUUAUGGGAACAAGAGGGUUCAGGUGGCAAUUUCAGGCAACUCCUUAGUCUCAAGAAAAACCGGAUCCCUCCCCAUCCCUGUGCUCUCUGAAAUAACGUGCCACCCAGGGAAACGCUUUUGAUUGAGCUAUUGAUUGGAAAUCUUCUUUUCUCUACAAAAUUAUUGCACAGCAAAGACUUUCAAAAAAGAGAUAAGGAGUUAAAGUGCUAGAACUGUGCCUAACUCCUACUCUCUUACCAGGAGUGGGAAAUUCUACAGAGAAAUUUCAGAACUGGUGCCAGCCUCAUAUGUCAGAAGAGUUCUACAGUGCGAUUCAUCACAUGGGUGGAGGUUAGCUCUUUCCUUCUAUAGGAGAAGUCCAGAGAGUUCUCCAGGGUCUCCAAGGGGCUGAUAGGUGUUUUAUUGUUGAGAUCUAAAAGCCUGCCAGGAAGUCCUGUGCCUCCCCACCCAUUGCCCAGGCAAUGGCUUGUGAAACUGCCCUGUAUUUUAGACCUUGAAUGUGCAUUCAUAGAGGCGAGGCUCUCCUGGGAGGAGGCCAGGGUCAGGGAGGGGCUCUGCCCAGGAAAUUCUGCUCCCCCGGACAGCGCUGCUUUGCCCAGACUCCCGGCAGUUUUGCUUGGGAUCUUUGUUCAUUUUAUGGCUGAAGUUCAGAGCCAUCCUGGAUCCACUGGGUUGCUGCAGACCUUGAAUUCAUGACCUAACAGCACAGUCAGCUCCAAAUUAUACAAGCAGAUGUAUUGGACCUAAUAUUUUAGUCCCACAUCACUGUAUUAUGAGAGGUUAGUUAAGAUAGUUGCACUAAUCAUCGUUGUUGGUUUUUUUGUCUGUUCCAAAGGAAGAAGAGAUUAACUUUAAAAUAGUCUUUAGCUACCCUCAAAGAACAUUAUCCCCUUGAGAAAGGCAUAACAUCUCAUACCGUUGAUGGUUUAGUUUUUUCAUUUUGCUAGCAAAGAUGACAACAUCUAAUACUCAAGUUAGAGUAAUGGGUCAGACUGUGCUUAGAGCUCUCUAGCCUGCCGUGUGUAUAAAUCUCCCAUCAGCCUACAAGGAGAGGUUAUCUUUAUUUUACAUCUGAAGAGACUGAUAUUUAAAUAGGUAACAAGCUAACUCGAGGUCACACUGAGCUUGAGUCGAGGGACGGACUAGGGAAGCAAACUCGUGACUCGGAAUCCCAAACCACCACUCGUACCCAGUGCUAUCUGUAUGCUACAAACAGAUCUCAUCUCAUCAUGAACUCAAUGAACUAUGCAAACAAAAGAUCUGCCGAAUGUGAUUUUUUUUUUUUUUUUAUCCAGUGUUUAUAACUAAGGCAAAUGGGAAUCUCAGUAUGCUUCUAGUUUGCCUGCCGGUCAGGGUUUCUCUUACACUGAGGAGGUGAAAACCCAAGUUUGAACGGCGCUGUCUUUCAAAAGCCACUCUGCCUUCUGCUGAUACUCAGCAGUCCAGCGAGGAAACACAGCAAAAAUGCCGGCCUCCACUUUGAAAUGGGUUGCCACUUGGGGCCCUAACAAGACAUUCUGAUACCCGUUCCUUGCAAAGCAUGACCAAAAAAAUCCAAACCAACUACUCUGUAGACAUUAUUAGGUCUGUGAGUUCUGGAAGUGGGCAACGACUGGCUCUUGCAGGAAUUGUCACUUCCACAGGGAGUCAUGAGUCGCCUGGACAUGCACCUGGACACAGGGGGAGACUCCCCCCGCCAACAGUUCCCCCUCAGCUGGCCUGCAAGUGUUCCGUGGAAUUACACCCAGAGCAAGCUCAGGAGGAACGACCUCAGUCUAAGAGUUCCUGUCUCUUAGCAAAGGCAAGUCGUCAGAACCUCCACAUGGACAGGAGGGAGCUCGACGGUUCUCUGCCAACGGCCCUCCUUCCAAUUAACUCACUUCUGUGCCGGUAUUUGUACCGCAAAAAGAAAAUAAUUUCUUGAACAGUAGUCGGAACCUCCGUGAGCUGUGAAUUCGAACCUUGCUGUGGUCCCCGUAGAUAAUCUCCUGGAUGAUGAGGAGCAGACACUAGAUGAAGGUAAACUCUCUUCUUGACAUCCCACUGGGGUCGAACUGGAAUGGUUUAAAUUUUAGCUCCUAAUUUUUGGGGCAAAAGAGGAAGACGGAAUGGCAGAGAUUGCUGUUGAGAGCAUAGGAUUCCACGGUACGUCUGAUAACGCCCUUCAGCUGUAUUUAUGGGAACAUGAGAUCAAGCCAGCAAUGGAUAUCAGCUUCAACUUCAGAUGUGAUUAAAAAAAAAAAAAAAAGUGAAACCUGACCUAGGCAUUAUGGAGCCAGGUCCUAUCACUGAAACACAUUGAUCACUUACAGGCCAAGGGUUUUAAGGUGACUCUUAGUUGAGAGUGUGCUAGGCAAAACAACAGCCCCCCAACAUUGUGGAUGCCCAGUCCCCAAACCUUCUGAAAAUGUUACCUUACAGGGUACAAGAGACUUCGAAGAUGGGAUUAAGGUUGUAGACCUUGGGGGGGGGGAGAUGAUCUCACAUUAUCUGGGGGAGCCCCAAUCUGAACUGCAUGAGUCCUGAAAAGUGGAAUAAGAAGGGAAAGGGGGGUAGUCAGAGAGACGGCAGCAUAAGAAGGAUCUAUCACCCUGUUGCCAGCGGAGAUGGAGGCAACUCUGUGUAAGGACCAGAGAGAUGCCUGCAGGGGCUAUGCGUGGCCCCAACUGACAGCCAGCAAGGAAACUGGAACUUCCGUCCUCUAACCACACGUGCCUGGACUUUGCCACUGACCUCAAUGAGCAGGGAAACGGAUUCUCCCCUGGAGCCUCCAGGAAGAAACGCCGCCCUGCCCACCAUUCAUUUUUAUCUGGUGAAUCCAGGGUUGAACUCCUGACCUACAGAGCUGUAAGAAAAUAAAUGUGCAUUGC
Messenger RNA from Zalophus californianus (California sea lion), 5007 nucleotides. Its product is annotated as zinc finger protein 474-like. The coding region runs from base 345 to 1706 and encodes 453 amino acids. NCBI's taxonomy places the organism in Eukaryota, Metazoa, Chordata, Mammalia, Carnivora, Otariidae. The record is from RefSeq and is a predicted model, not a curated record. The transcript is spliced from 5 exons.